AUGAAGUUGAAAGUGAUUUAUUCUCUCAUAGCAAUAGGCAUCAUCAUCACUAUUAUCUUAGCCUUAAGUUUCCGAAAUAGAGGAGAAAAACCCACAGAAUGUGAGAAUUCUUCCCAGAAAAAGGGGCAAGAGGAAGGUGGUCAGAAUACUGGCAGCCAAGUAUUUCAAGAUUUAACCCCAGAAGAGAUAAUGCAAGUAAAGAGAUAUUUACAGUCCAACCUGGGAGUGCCACUGGUGGAGACACCUCAAACCAAACCAUCAGACAACUGCAUUUAUUUCAUAACUUUGCAGCUCCCUCCCAAAGCACAAGUAUUACAAUUCCUAGAUGAUCAAGGAUCUCAGCCACCACGAGAAGCUCUGGCUGUGGUCCAUUUUGGAAAUCAGGUGGAGCCCAAUGUGACAGAAUAUCUGGUGGGUCCACUUCCAGAACCAACAUAUCAUGAAGACAUCACAGUAGAAAAAUAUGGAAGGAAAUUGCCUUAUUCUCAAAGGAUGGUUUUGACAAAUGAGUUUCGUGAAAUCCGUAAUUUCUUAAAGAGAAAUGAAUACACGAAGGCUCCAAAUUUCAUGCAAAAAGUUCUAAAUUACAAUGGAAGCAAUCUUCACUAUAGCAGUCAAAUGCCACCAGGGCUGAAAUCAGAAGAUCGGAAAAUGUGGGUGAGUCAUUUUCAGAAUGUGACUGGCUCCUAUUUGCAUCCAGUUGGAUUAGAGGUCCAAGUGGAUCAUAGUAGCUUGGAUGUUUCUGAGUGGAAGGUAAUAAAAGUAUUCUAUAAUGGACAAUACUUUGAAGACAUGGAAGAGCUUGAGAGACAAUUCAAUAUGGGACAGGUUAGAGUAGAUAAGGUUAAAGAAGCUCCUCUUGAUGGGGGCUAUUCUUCACUGAAGCAGAGGGUACCACCAAAAGAUCCAGGCCCUUUGCAGUAUGAACCUCGUGGACCACGCUAUAGGAUUCACAAUAAUCAUGUCACUUUUCUGAACUGGAGUUUUGCCUUUGGAAUUGAUGCAAGCAGGGGUCCACGUAUCUUUGAUGUCAGGUUUAAUGGAGAAAGGAUAAUCUAUGAGUUAAGUUUGCAAGAAGCAAGUGCUAUCUAUGGCUCCAACGGUCCUACUUUUAUGUUGACCAGAUACUUGGAUGCCAGCUUUGGACUUGGAUCCUAUAUCUUUCCACUUACCCAGGGAGUAGAUUGUCCUUAUUUAUCCAGUUAUUUAGACUGGCACUUUUUUUAUGAUAGUUCCUUACCUGUUAGCCGUAAAAGGUCUAUCUGCAUCUUUGAGCAGAAUGCUGAGUUACCUAUACGACGACAUUAUGAAAGCAUCCAGUCUCCUUUUUAUGGCGGGUUGGCAGAUUCAAAUCUGGUGUUUCGGACUAUAUCUACAGUUGCCAACUAUGACUAUGUCUGGGAUUUUAUUUUCCACCAAAAUGGAGCUGUUGGUGUUCGAGUCCAUGCCACUGGGUACAUUCAAACUUCAUUUUACUUUGAUGAUGCCGAAGACUUUGGCAAUAGAGUCCAAGAAUGGGUCUUGGGAGCAAUUCAUACCCAUAAUAUUCAUUUCAAGGUGGAUUUGGAUAUUGGUGGUGUGAAAAAUAUCCUAGUUGGCAAUGACAUGGCUUAUGAGAGCUUGCAGGCUCCUUGGAGUCCAGAAAAUACGAUCCAUCGAAUGAAAAUGGUUAGGAAAGUUUUGGAUACUGAGAACGAAGCAGCAUUCUAUCUCCAUGAUGAUAUGCCCAGAUACAUUUAUUUUGCAUCCAAUUGCACCAAUAAGUGGGGCCAUGAGCAAGGCUAUAGGAUCCAGAUACUAGCUGUUACCAAGAGGAAGGAAAAUGAGCCUUUCAGCACCACUGUCUACAAUCAGGUUGACCCAUGGAAUCCUCCCGUGGACUUUGCUGACUUCAUAAACAAUGAGAACAUUGUCAAUGAGGAUCUGGUUGCCUGGAUCAAUGCUGGUUUUCUCCAUAUUCCACAUUCUGAGGAUAUACCCAAUACUGCAACCCUUGGGAAUGUGGUUGGUUUCUUCUUGAGACCCUACAAUUAUUUUGAUGAUGACCCUUCCAUGUAUUCUCCAGACAGUGUUUAUUUCAACCACCCGGAGGACCCCACUUCCUGUGAGGUCAACCAACUUGCAUGUCUGGCAAAAAUAGCUUCGUGUUUGCCCAGUUUUCCUCCUUUCACUUAUGAGGGUUUUCAAAACAUGACAGUUUUCUAA
Molecule: messenger RNA, 2205 nt
Organism: Ahaetulla prasina
Lineage: Eukaryota; Metazoa; Chordata; Lepidosauria; Squamata; Colubridae
Product: membrane primary amine oxidase-like
Exons: 4
Coding region: 1-2205 (734 amino acids)
Biological process (GO): amine metabolic process
Cellular component (GO): plasma membrane
Molecular function (GO): quinone binding; copper ion binding; primary methylamine oxidase activity
Source: RefSeq, a predicted model, not a curated record